Molecule: messenger RNA, 9319 nt
Organism: Anopheles moucheti
Lineage: Eukaryota; Metazoa; Arthropoda; Insecta; Diptera; Culicidae
Gene: Myo10A
Product: unconventional myosin-XV
Exons: 10
Coding region: 1-8994 (2997 amino acids)
Cellular component (GO): myosin complex; cytoskeleton
Molecular function (GO): ATP binding; protein binding; cytoskeletal motor activity
Source: RefSeq, a predicted model, not a curated record
AUGGAUUGGUCUACGGGCGAUCUGGUGUGGUUCGAUCCGGGCCUCGGACAUCCGCUGCCGGGCGAGAUCCAAGAAGUUCAUCGUGCCGCUCAGAUGAUCAUCGUGCAGGCACUUAUCAACGGCAAGCCGCAAACGUUCACCCUCGGGCCGAAUGAGGGAAACAUACGUGCCCGGCAGGAUUUGGGCAAGACCGGUGUGGAGGACAUGACCCAGCUGGAGGACCUGCACGAGGCGUCACUGCUGUGGAAUCUCAAGCUGCGCUACGACAACGGUUUGAUCUACACGAACGCGGGCAGCAUACUGAUCGCGAUCAAUCCGUACAAAAUGUUUCCCGAAUCGUACGGCAUCGAGAUGGCCAAACUGUACGCGGGCCGGCCCCUCGGCACGCUGGCGCCCCAUCUGUUUGCGAUCGGUUCGGCCGCACACGCCGCCCUUCCGUCGCCCCAGGUCGUCGUCAUAUCCGGUGAGUCGGGCUCGGGCAAGACGGAGUCGACCAAGCUGGUCAUGCAGUAUCUCGCCGCGGUCGUACCGGGCGGUGGGUCCGCCUCCACCGUCAUCACCGAGCAGAUACUCGAGGCGGCCCCACUGCUGGAAGCGUUCGGCAAUGCCCGCACCGUGCGGAACGACAACAGCUCCCGCUUCGGCAAGUACCUGGAGGUGUACUUCAAGUCGGGGGCCAUCAUCGGUGCCAAGAUUACGCAGUAUCUGCUGGAGAAGUCGCGCAUAGUCACACAGGCCGCCGGUGAACGGAACUAUCACGUGUUCUACGAGCUGCUCGGUGGUUUAUCCGAGCCCGAGCGCAUGAAGUACGGUCUGCUGGAGGCGGAUAAAUACUUCUACCUCAACCAGGGCGGCUCGGACUGUGCGCCGGGGCGCAUGGAUUGGGCCUCGCUGCAGAGUGCGAUGCAGGUGCUCGGCGUUACGGAGAACGAGCGCGAAGGUAUCGUGAAGGUGUUGGCCUCGGUGCUACAUCUGGGCAAUGUGUACUUCCACCGGCGCCAGUUGCGCCACGGACAGGAGGGCGUUGAGAUUGGGUCGGAUGCGGAAAUUAAGUGGGCCGCCCACUUGCUACAGCUGCCAUCGGAGGGCAUCCUGAAGUCGCUGACCUCACGCAUUACUGAGACGCGCUCGGAGCGUCUGUAUACACCGCUCGGCAUCGACCAAGCGCUGGAUGCGCGAGAUGCGCUGGCGAAGGCGCUCUACUCGGGACUUUUUAACUGGCUUGUACUGCGAAUCAACUCCAUCGUACAUCGUGGUGGUACACACGAUGCGCAACGUCUAUCUAUUCUGGACAUCUUCGGGUUCGAAGAUUUGGCCGAGAAUUCGUUCGAGCAGCUGUGUAUCAACUACGCCAACGAAAGUCUCCAGCUGUACUUCAACAAACACGUAUUCAAACUGGAACAGGCCGAGUACGCGCGCGAACGUCUCGAGUGGACCAACCUGGAGUGGGAAGACAACCUGCCGGUGAUCCAUCUGCUCGCCAAGAAGCCCGUCGGCAUCUUCCAUCUGCUGGACGACGAGUCUAACUUUCCGCGGGCGAACGAUUCCAGCUUUCUCGAGAAGUGCCACUACAACCACGCCCUGAACGAACUCUACUCGCGCCCCAGAGUGGGUGCCCAGGAGUUCGGCAUCACGCACUACGCCGGCCAGGUGUGGUACUGCGUCGAUGGGUUCCUGGAGAAGAAUCGCGACGCACUGCGCAUGGACGUGAUAGAGCUGCUGAGCUCCAGCACGGAACCGCUGGUCGGGGAGAUGACGAAGCAGCUGCGGGCGCAACGCGAUGUCGGCAAAACGCUGCCCAAAGGUUCGAAUGGGCGGUUUGUCACUAUGAAACCGCGCACACCUACGGUCGCGGCUAGAUUUUCCGACUCGCUGCAGCAGUUGCUGCAGUCGAUGGCGAAAUGCAACCCUUGGUUCGUGCGGUGCGUUAAACCGAACAAUGACAAACAGGCGCUGCGCAUGGACAUGCCGUGCGUGCUUCAGCAGCUGCGUUACCUUGGCAUGCUGGACACGAUCAAAAUCCGCCAGUCCGGGUAUCCGGUGCGCCUUCGCUUCCAGCAUUUCGUCGAGCGCUAUCGCCAUCUGAUGAAGACGCCACUACCAAAAGGCACGCCUUAUCGCGAAUUGUGCCGCUUUGUGCUGGACGAACUCCCCGGCACAAACACGGAAGGGCCCGACUUCCAGCUCGGUGCCACCCGGGUAUUCUUGCGCGAGGCAUUGCACCGGACACUGGAAGCGAGCAGAGCCGAUCGGUUGAGGUUGGCCGCGGUUACGAUACAGCGAAACGUGCGCGGCAUGCUCGCACGCAAGAAGGUCCAGCGUGAAGUGCGUGGUGCCGUCACCAUACAGCGUUACUGGCGAGGAUACCGUGACCGCAACCGGUACCUCACCGUCAAGAACGGUGUGACCAAGUACCAGGCACUGUUCAAGGGACAUAUGCAGCGCAAGCGGUACGCGAAGCUGAAGAACGAGCUGAAACGGCGCCGUGAGGCUGAGCGGCUAAAGAAGGAACGCACGGCGCAACGGCUAGCAAAGGAGCAGGUCGAACGUGGGUCCGCCGUCCCGCUCGACAUCCCGGCCGAGUUGGCAUUCAUCUUUUCCAAAUCGGAGAACUGGACCGGUCAGCAGAGCGACCGCAAUCUGGUGAAGGUGGUCGGCACGGUUCCAGGACCGCCGUCCGCUGCCGAUCUGCCGCCGGAUCUCGAUCAGUUCGCCUUCGGCAAGUUCAGCUCGGUGUACUGCAACGGUGUGAAGUUGGCACCGCGUCGUGACAUCAUAACGGCACCGUUCCUUUCGCGCGCUGCCGCUCGCGAUCAAGACUUCAAGGAUGCGAUCGCGAUCUUCAAGCUGAUCAUUCGCUGGACCACCGAUGCCACCAUGGAUGCGAACCGGGAGAAAAUCUUGGCCGAUUACAUCGUACACAAGGGCUUGUCAUCGCGCGGUCUGCGGGACGAGAUAUUGGUGCAGAUAUGCAACCAGGUGUACCGGGCAGAUGAGACCGCAGCGGAGAAGCUGUGGACACUGAUGUCGCACUGUCUCUCCGCAUUCCAGCCCGGGUCGGCGUUCAGCAAGUAUUUGAUCAAGUUUAUCGUGGACAACGCACCGCCCAACACGAAAGAGCAGAUCCUGAAGAAGCUGCUGCGCAAUGCGAACGCUGGCCAAACGAACCCUUGCCGGUUGUUCCCGCCCUCCUGGCUGGAGUGGCGUGCAUCGUCCCGGCUGGCGGACACGGCGCUUGGGCUUAAUCUGCCGGACAGCAGUGUCCAGACGGUGGCCGUCGAUUCGUGGACCACGUGCGAGGAAGCGGCCGCAUUGGCAAUCUCCUCGUUCGGCAUACCGAACCUCGGCUGGACGGUGGUGAUUGACGAAUCGGAUCAAAUGACCGAUUCUUGCGGGCUUGAUUUUGUGCUGGAUCUGGUGGCGGAGAAGGAACUCCCGCCCGCAUUCCCAGCCGUGCGCAGUGACAUUCUACGCUGCGGCAGAAAAUUACCACCGAAUGCGGUGCCGAUCGCGGGCACGAACGAUCCGUCCAUCGAACCGAGCAGUCCGAAGCGUCCGCAGGUUCCACCACCGGAACCACCCUCGAUGAAGCGAAACUCGCACGAGAUACAGCUGGUGCCGGUGGCCAUCGGAAGCGGCAAGAAGCACGAACCGGUCGAGUACGGUAACGCACGACACAUGGAGCCGACCGGGGCCGGCAGGAAGACAUCGCACGAUGUGUCACUGUCGCGGCACAAGCUACGCGAGGAGCGUGCCUUUUACGAGGACAAGAGCCGGUCCCGCUCGUUGGACGAUCUGCUCGCCGGCGAACCGGACGAAGCAAUGAUCUCGCCCGAUGCCGACGAGCCGGAAAGUUCGUUGACGCUCACGUUGGCGGAAAACAGAAUUGGCAACAAGUAUCGCUCGGUCGACACGAUCGCACCGCUGAAGGAGCAACAUCCGCGGUUCGUGAAGUCGCAGUACGCGGGCAAGCGUACCGCCGGUUCCCACUCGUUGAAGUACGCGGAGAAGUCGGAGUUUAGCGUACGCUCGUCGGCCAUGUCGGACACGAGCGAGGCGCCCUCACUGGCCAGCCAUGUGCGGCGGGUGCGCGUCCCCUCGCAGGCAUCCGACGUCGACCAGUUUCUGGACGAUCUGUUCAGUCCCGUGCUGGACGGUUCCCUGGAUGAGCUCUCGGAUGCGCGCUCGCUAGCGGCUAGCAUCCGCGGUGGUGCUCAGUUCGUGUCCGAGUUGCUCGAUUCGGUACGCACCGACCGCCGGCUGACCGACCUGGAACGGUGCGAGGUGGUCGCGAGAUGCACCAAAGGAGGCACUACGCACCAGGCGAAGAACGCCACCGCGAACGGGUUCACGCCGAGCGCACCGAACCCUAUCACGCCGCCCAGCACGGGUUCGCUCCUGAUGAUGGGUUCCGUCAGUCCGGACGUGGUGAUGCCGGUGUUUACCAUCCCACCGGGCGUCGAUAGUACCGCUUACCAGCAGCAGAUGCAGCGUGCCUUUCUCCAGUCCGCAAUGGCCCAAAACAUCCAGAUCCAGCAGCAGCUGAUGGCACAGAAUCAGGCGCUGCAAACGUUGCUCACCCAGCAGGACGGGGCCGGACCAUCGUCGUCCUCCUCGCCACCCGCCAUUCCGAGCGCAAUCUCACCGAAACAUGGCGGUGCCACCGGUUCACCGACCACCGUGCAACACUCGCCCAAUCGGAAGAUGAGUGCCAAAGCCGUGUCCCGCAUGGAUGGGGCCGACCGACCGGGCCCGUCCGGGUCGUCCUCGUUCUCGGACAUGCUGCGCAACCGCAAGGAUUCGUCCUCCUCCAACUUGAUCCCACCGCCGCCGCCACCACCGCUUCCACCGCCCUUGGAGCUGAAAGAUCCAUUCGAGGUGCGUCCGUUCCUGGACCCGUACGGCCGUGCGAAGACGGUGCGCAUCGGCAAAUGGCGCUGGCCACCGCCGCAGGGCGUGCCGGCCAGUAGCGAAACCGAGGAAAACUUCAUCCAAUUCAAGAUGACGCGCCAGAGCAAUCGCAAAACGACACCACAGUCGCAGCACAGCAGCAACAUGGACUCACCGAUCGGGUCACCGAACGGUGUCGAAUGGGAGGAGUUCGAGAUCGACCAAAAGCUGCAGGAGCAUGCGAACCGGGACGGGGUCGACGGUACCAAGGGGUCCGGAGCCGGCGGACAGCAGGGUGCGCGCGUAGCGAAGCGCAGCUUCGACAUCGGUGCGGAUCGACCCGCGCCGAACAGCGUCGGCAAGCUGAAGCUGAGCAACGAAAUGCGCCAGCGGCUGGAGCAAGUAACGGCGGGCCACUCGGUACGUUCGUCCAGUGCCAAAUCCGACCGGCCGGAGCGUACGCCCGCCAAGCUGGAGGACACACGGCGCAUGAUGUUGGAGCAGCAGCUCGGUGGCAUGAACCCGCCCGGUGGUACAAAGUCACCCGGCGCGAUGGGAGCAGAUUCACCCUCCGUGAAGACGCAGGUCCAGCGCAUGGAGGCGAGCAAGAAGGGUGCACCGGCGACAGCGUGGCCAACGGUUCUUCCACCAGCUCCGCCGGGUCCAGCCCCACCACCACCGAUAAGACCACCGACCUCGACGCCACCAGCGCCACCACCACCAAUACAUGGUAGCAUGAUGGCCGCCCAGAACAACCAUCAGAACCAGUCGGAAAUUCCGUCCUUCGUCCAGCGCCAAGAGCGUGAUACGUUCGGUGCCAAGGAUAGCUUCAUGGAUUCCUGGGGUCGCGCAGAAGCUGCCAAGCUAGAUUUGGUCUAUGAAACUAGUUUCAAGAAAGAGAUGAUCAUCGAACGAGAACGUUCCCGUUCGCGGUCACGAUCACGCGAUCGGGAGAAUUUCUCCGAAUCCGUCUGGGACCGGUCCGAAGUGGAGGGCCCGUCAUCCACCUCCAGCGAUCCGCGCGAUCGCGAUCGCGACAAGGAGCGUGAGGCACGUGAGCGCAACUACGAGCUAACGCAGCUCCAGCGCGAGAAGGAAAGCAACAAAGUGUUCCAUCCGUCCUCGUACGCAAAGGACAAGCAGCACCAGCAGCAUCAGAUCCAGCAGCAGCAGCAAUCACAGUACCAGCAGCAGUACCAGCAGCAGCAAAAGCAAUACUCCGCCAGCUCGCCGAACUCGGGCAUUGCGACCUUCAAGACGCACAUGGUGCAGAAGAGCGUACAGGAGCGAGAAAGAAAAUCGUCCGCCGCCACGACCAACGGUUCGGUGUACAGCGAAAAGCUGGACGAUGGUGCGAUGGCCGAUCCGCCCGCACCGGUCAUGCCGGUGCAGAUGAACCCCUCGCUCAAGGCGCCGGCCGCCGCCUGUCUGACGUACAACCGCGUCACCUGGACGUUGCGCGUCCGCAAGGAAGUGUUCCGGCCGAGCGAAACCGUCACCGCACCGGCCGCCCUCGAUCUGCUCUUCAACCAGAUCACGGCCGACGUGUUCGGUGUGACGCCCUGCAUGCGAAUAUCGCCCCAGGAGAAGCGGCUCGCGGUCAAUCUGCUCAGCAGCCAUGGGAUCACCGCGAACGGGCAUACGGCGGCGAAGCAACACGUGCGGGCGAUCGUAAAGCGCCACGUGCUCGAUAUGGCCCGCGGAUGGCCGCUCUACUUCGCCCGGCUGUUCGCCAUGAACGGGUCACCGUCGAUACAGGAGGGCACACUGCUGGCCGUGUCGCAUAUGGGCGUGUAUCUCGCGAGCAAGGAGCCCGAAUUUCUGGCGAUCCAGCGCGCCAUCCCGUACGACGAUAUACAAAGUGUUACCACGCUGCCGAGACCGCUCACGCUGCAGCUAACGCUGAAAACUGGCGCACGCAUCGUACUGCACGCGUCGAAGGCGAAUUCUAUCCAGAUGAUGGUACAAUCGUACCUCGCCGAGUACCGACAGACCCAAUCGAAAGGUUCCACCAUAUCGUCCGGUGUACGGGCGGCCGCAGCCACGCUUAAUGUGCCGCUCGAGCGGUUGGAAACGUCGAACGUCAACAGCCCCGGAUCACCGAACCAAAUCUCACCGACGGAGAAGGGCCACCAUCUGCAUCACCUGGGGGGACACCCUGGACAUCAUGGGCACCAUCACCACCAGCAGCUGAUGGACGAGUUCGAGGAUAUGCAUAUCGAUCAUGGUAUGCCGGAAUCGUCACCGCCACCGAUGGGCGGGUACGGAAACGAUCGUGUACAUAGCGGCAUGGGCAUGAAGCAUGGCGUCAACGGACAGCAACAGCAGCAGCAACAACAGCAGCACCAUUCGCCGUACGGUGAGCGCAGUCCGGGCGAUGGUCCGGGCCGGGGCGGUAGUGGCGGUGCCGGUAGCGGCGGUGGCAUGAUCGUUAACCACAAAAACUCACCGAUGGGUAACGGAAAUGGUAACUACAGCGAUAUGCACAUCGUCGGACACCACGAGAACGAUUCCUCCCCGACGCAAACAUCGCUGACCAAACAUUCGCUGCUGCAGUUUGCGAUGCAACAUUUCCGUACCGACGACGAGUUUAAAUCCAAUCGAUCGGAUAAACGGGCCAUGAGAAACCAGCACGCAGAUCUGGUGAAAUGGCAGGGUUAUCCAUUGCGGGCACCAUUGCUGCGACUUCCGGCCGACCUAACACCACUCGCGCUGGAAUGUUUCGAUUGUGUUCUGCGAUACUGCGGCGAUCUUGCCGUUGAUCCGGAGUUGUCAGAAGUGAAGUGCGUUUACACGGUGCUGAUGCACUGUCACAAGCAUCUGGCCCUGCGAGACGAGGUGUACUGUCAGCUAAUGAAGCAAACGACGGCAAACCGAUCGGCCUGUCCAGAUUCGGCCCAGCGGGCCUGGCGCUUGUUGAGUAUACUGGCGGCGUAUUUCGGCUGUUCGGACGCAUUGCGACCAUAUCUGAUCGAACAUUUAACAUCGGCUGCGUCGGAUCGGCGUCGUCCAUGUCACGGCACGGCAGCCGUUUGCCUGACGAAUCUUCGCAAAACGGCACGCUGCGGUGGCCGCAAGAAUGUACCGAGCGUUGAGGAAGUUACCGCCGUGUCUGCGGGCAGGUCUGCCCGUCGACAAAUAUAUCGUCUGCCUGGUGGCGCGGAACGUAUCGUCAAUACGCGCUGCUCAACGGUCGUCGGUGAUGUUAUUGCGGAACUGUGCUCGCUGCUGGGCAUUGAGUCACCGGCCGAGCAGCAGGAAUUUUCACUCUACUGUAUCGUUCAGGGCGAUGCCUUUACCAUGCCGUUGGCAGCCGACGAGUACAUCCUGGACGUUACGACCGAGCUGCUGAAAUCGGGCCAACCGUUCUACCUAAUCUUCUGCCGUUCGGUGUGGCACUUUGCGCUGAAGCGUGAUCCAGCACCGACACCGCUCUACAUCGAGGUAUUGUUCAACCAGGUCGCACCGGACUAUUUGGAGGGGUUGCUGCUGGAACUUCCCAACGGUGGUGCGCCCAGCCCGGAUUAUGUGCGCGAUAUGGCACGCAUUGCCGCUAUUCUGCACCGUGCGGCCGACCUAAACCACCUGCCGGCCAUGAAGGAGAUUAAAUUUUUGCUCCCAAAGCCGGCACUAUCGUUGCGCGAACUGCGCCCGGCUCAGUGGGUUGCGCUGGUCCAAUCAGCCUGGCCAUCAGUCGCCGGUCUGAGCCCGAUCCAGGUGAAGGCCCAGUUCCUGAACGUACUCUCCUCGUGGCCACUGUUCGGCAGCAGCUUCUUCGCGGUGAAGCGCGUCUGGGCGGACGAGAACCCGAUGGAAGAGCCAAGUCCGAUGUGGCGCGAGCUCAUUCUCGCCCUCAACCGGCGGGGUGUGCUGUUCCUCGAUCCCAACACACACGAAACGAUGCAACAUUGGCCAUUUAAUGAAGUGAUUUCAACGCGAAAGGUACGUUCAGAAGAUGGUGCACUGUUUCUCGACAUGAAGGUGGGUAACCUGCUUCAACAGCGUGUCAUCCGUGUGCAAACCGAGCAAGCGCACGAAAUUUCACGGCUAGUACGCCAGUACAUCACAAUGGCCCAGGCACAACAGCGCGAUCGAAGGGAAUAGAGCCCGCUAGAGGGUUUCCCUUACCGGCGAGGCCACUUUCUAACGUCUCGCAAAUUGAAAGCAAUAAUGGGGCCAGAAUUAGGUGCAAAAGGAUAGUUAGUUUUACCGUUUACGAAAUUACAUACUUUAGGUAGGAAGCGUACGCAGUCCGGAAGAAGGUUAAGAAGAUGAACAUAAAAAUAUAUUAUAAUUGGUGUGCUUAAUUUGGGUGAAAUGGCAGUCCGAUGUUGAACGGCUGUUCUACAAUUACAAUUGCUAGGGAAAACGUUUCGUUGUUUGUACCAUUUCGAGCAAAAGCGAAUCAAAUGCACACUAUAAUACGUAU